Molecule: messenger RNA, 2031 nt
Organism: Symsagittifera roscoffensis
Lineage: Eukaryota; Metazoa; Xenacoelomorpha; Acoela; Convolutidae
Exons: 3
Coding region: 1-2031 (676 amino acids)
Source: RefSeq, a predicted model, not a curated record
AUGCCAAACGCAAGUUCGAAUCAUGCAGACAUUAAUCCCGUUCCGUUGGAUGUAAGCUGCGCAAUCUCGAACGACCAAUCAUCAAUCAUAACAUCGAAAGGGUUACUGCCCAUAAUCAAGCUCCAAGUCUCCACCGAUUUCCAGAGUGCUGAUUGUUUAACAUUGUGUGACUCAGCAUCUAGUCAUUCCUGGAUAUCGGCUAAAUUAGUCAAUUGUCUGAAUCUCUCAGGAAGAUAUUUGGAUCUCACAGUAAAUGGUAUUAACACAACGACUGUUGUUAAAACGAAACAAGUUCAGAUGAAGGUAUCUUCUAACUUCGAUGGAUUCGAAUACAUAUUCGAAUUAACCGCAUUUGUCAAGGAUGAACUUAAAGGCGGUACCGAUACCGUCAACAUCCCUGCAUUACAGAGCAAGUAUCCGUACCUUGCUCCAAUCAAACCAAUUGUGUAUAGCUACGCCGAUGUAGACUUAAUAAUUGGUCAAGACUCCUUCCAUGCUAUUCGGCCUGAGGAGUAUUUCAAGAGUGAGGCCGAUCCAAACACAUCGCCCGUCGCGGUUCGCCUUCCAAUAGGCUGGGUCUUGAGCGGCCCAAUGCCGACAUCUAUUGGUUUCCUUUCUACUUGUUUCAAGUGCAAUACGGAUGAUACCGAACUAGCUUGUCAAAUCAAACGCUGGUAUGAAAUAGAGUCAUACGGAGCCUACAAACAGGUCGAUUCUCGUUCAGCCGAAGACAAAAGGGCGGCUAAAAUACUUGAUUCCUCCACCGUCCACGAUGGAUCAAGAUACGCUGUAGGUAUGCUUUGGGCAGAAGAAUCUAUCAUGUUACCAGAUAAUUACUAUUCCUCUUUGGUUCAGUUAAAAUCGUUGGAAAAACGUUUAGCGAAAGAUCCUCACUUAAGGGAUCAAUACUCAAAAACUAUCGAAGAUGAUUUGAGUAAAGGAUACGUGAUUCAAGUUUCUCCCCAUAAUUUUUCGAACCGCAGCAUACGCGAGUGUUAUCUUCCUCACCAUCCCGUGGUGAACCCAAACAAACCUGGUAAAGUGAGGCGUGUCCUUAACGGAGCGUCUAAAUUCCACGGUACGUCAUUGAACAAAUCGUUGCUAGUAGGACCCGACCUACUGCAAAACCUUGUGUUCGUUCUCCUCCGUUUUCGACAACAUCAUUUUGCCGUAUCGGCUGACAUUGAAGGGAUGUUCCUACAAGUCGGCGUCCUUCCAGAGGACCAACCAUCUCUUCGUUUUCUGUGGCGGGAGGACCCCACAGCCGAUGUGGUUGUACACCAGUACACCAGACAUAUCUUUGGAGCGAGAGAUUCGCCAACGUGUGCAAAUUAUGCAUUGCAACGGACUGCAAUGGAUAAUCAGGCGAUGUUCCCUGACGCAGCAUCCGCAGUUCUAGAGAAAUUUUAUAUGGACGACUACCUUGACUCCUUUGAGGACCCUGAUGUUGCAUUUAAAAUGAGUCAAGAGUUGAUUACUCUGUUAGCUCUAGCUUUUCUUCGCGCCCGUGUGAAAACUUCACUCGAAACACAAGUUGCCUUCGUCUUUGGAAAAGCAAGAGUGGCGCCCAUGAAAGCGCUUUCCAUCCCAAAGCUUGAACUGCAGGCCGCGUUACUCGCUACCCGCUUGAAGGAAGAUGUCCCCAAAGCUCUAACCAUUCCUGUGUCAAACACGUUCAUGUGGACUGACAGCACCACUGUGCUCCAGUGGUUAAACUCAGGUAGUAAGCAACCCACGUUCGUGGCAAACCGGAUUGGAGAGAUUCUAGAAAGUACGACCGUAGAUCAGUGGUUUCAUGUCUUAAGUGGAGACAACCCUGCUGAUACGGGAACCAGAGGAAUCUCAGCGGAGUCCUUAAAAACAAGCAGCUGGGUGAACGGGCCAAGUCUGCUGAAAAGUGGCGAGUGGCCUUUCAAGCCGAGCAUAGAAAUACUUAAGAAAAUCCGCCUGGCUGGUCCCGCUUGUGACCUUAAUGAAGACAACGGAUAUGCCCAAAAUGCAUUUGAACCCUCGCGAGGUAUGAAAGUUUGA